AUGGACCAGAGCAGUACUGCCAACGUGCAGACCACGGCUAGCAAGCUUUCGAGUCGAAGCCUUGCUGAAUACCAAGCCGAAUUGAUAUGGAUGCACAACAGGACCAUCCGCCAACUCAAAGAAGCCAAAGAAAAGGAGAAGUGCGAGGCAGAGCUGAGAUCACAACAAUCAUCUCAGAAACCUCAAAAUUAG
This is a messenger RNA of Aspergillus mulundensis, 192 nucleotides long. RefSeq lists its product as uncharacterized. The transcript has 2 exons. Lineage: Eukaryota; Fungi; Ascomycota; Eurotiomycetes; Eurotiales; Aspergillaceae. The coding region runs from base 1 to 192 and encodes 63 amino acids. The record is from RefSeq and is a predicted model, not a curated record.